Messenger RNA from Microplitis demolitor, 2291 nucleotides. Its product is annotated as basic-leucine zipper transcription factor A. Bases 620 to 1879 code for a protein of 419 amino acids. Lineage: Eukaryota; Metazoa; Arthropoda; Insecta; Hymenoptera; Braconidae. The record is from RefSeq and is a predicted model, not a curated record. The transcript has 7 exons.
UCCAUUUUUUUUUUAAUUACCCAAAAAAAUUCACUCCAAUCAUAACAUCAACUAAUUAAGUAAUCAAUUUUCUGUUUAUUUUUUAAUUACCAAUUAAACCAAAAUUUGAAUAAUUAAUUAUUCAUUAUUUUUAAUUACUUUAAUUACUCAGCAUAUUAAUCAACGAAAGAAAAUCCCAGUAUACAUUGAGAAAUUAUUUGUUUUGACUAUUGUUACCAUGGAAUUUCAUACACGCACACAUACAUAUAUAUAAAUAUGUAUAUACUAUACUAAUACCAAAGGCAGGACACAAUAGCCGCGUACUUUAAUAUACUUUUGAAAUUUAUCAGAUUAUACCGUCAGUUAAAAUAUAAUUCUUGUUUUUAUUUACUUACGAUAAAUUUAUAUACUCAUUAUAUCAGUAUUUGUAAUUAUCAUUAUAUAUUAUACCAAAAUCUAUGAGUAACUCUGUAUAGUUUCAUAUAUUUAUCAUAUUUUUUUCUAACGUUCGUUUAAUUUUCAGUUUAGUUUAUUAUAUAAAUUAUAAAUUUAUGUUUAACAUAAAUAUUUAUUUAUAAUUAAUUAUUGUGAUAAUUAUUAAAUAUAAUAGUGCGUAUAUAUUUUUUUAAUUGUUUUAAAAAUGGAUUUUUGUACAAGUACGCCACUUGUUGUAGCCAAACAAAAUUCUUCGCGUAUUAAUAAUGAUAAUAAAUUGAAUCAAAAAUUAUUUAUAAAUAAUGCUGAUCAAAAUAAUAAUAAUGAUAAUAAUAAUAAUAACAAUAAUAAUAAUAAUAUAUUUUUUGAUGAGUACUGGGAAAAAAUAAAUGGCCCAAAAUUUGUAGAUUUUGCAAAUGGAAUUCCAGAGCCGCGUGAUUCAUUUUUUGAUGGACGCCAGUCGAUUUGUCCGACUCCAGUAAAAAAUGAAGAUUUUUUGGAAUUUAAAAAUAAUGAUCUUAUUAAUACAUUGGAAAAUUUUUCAUUGGGUUCAGAAAAUGAUGAUGACGUCGAAGACAUUACACUCAAAGCUGAUGCAACUUUAAAUGAAUUAAAUACUAAUGAGACGAGUGUAAUUAAUUGUGGGGAUAAGAGUAUUGAUAGAAGACUAUCACGUUUAUCAACGACACCCCAGCCAUUUAGUUUUGAAUCGCGUGAAAGAGACAAACAAGACCGGAAAUUAGCAAAGAAACAAUUUUUGCAGACAAAUGUCCACGAAAAACAAACGGGAUUCAAAGCGCGUCCGGCGCCAAAAUUCAAAAAUCCGAUAAAAAAUCCAAUAAAGCAAAUUAAGAAGGAGGAGAAGCGUCCAGUGCGGGAGGAAGUUCCUGUAGUAAAAAAUGAAGUCAAGUCGGCUCAGGAAUUUUUCAACUGGAAAAAAGAAACUAAACCUUUUGUGUGCAAAGGGUCAAUUAAAGAAGAAGUUAUAUCUCCGAUAAAUUUAUCCCCCGUUGAAAAAGUUGACAAAAGUGUUUCGUGUACAGUAGAAGAGUUGGAAAGUGAGCUGAGUUUACAAGCUAGAGAUGAUAGUAGUGCUGGGCCUAAGCACAGGAAAAAAAUCGAGGUUUGGAACCAAAAACCAUUUCAAGUAAAUCUUCCAAAAAGACGAAUAUUAGUUCCCAAGUCACCAAAAUUACGAACUGCUGAAAGAGCGCGGGAAAGAAAAUUAUUUGAAGAAAAAUUGAAAAAAAGAGAAAAAGAUUUUGAAGAAUUUCAUAAAAUAUUAUCCGAAACUCAAAGAGAGAAGGAAAAAGAUGAAAUAGCCCGUCUACGUCAGCAAGCGACAUUCAAAGCUCGUCCGAUGCCAAAGUAUCCAGAUGUCAAAGUAUCAGUUCCAUUUAAACGUCAACUUGUCAACCCACCGAUUCCCCAAAUCACGAAACGCCCGCGUCGAAAUGAAAAUUAAUUUAACCGCCAAAAUUUUAAAUACAAAAUUCCCAAAAAAAAAAAUGAUCAUUUUUUUUUUUUAAUCAAUUUUCCACGUGACAAUAUUUAUAAGUAUUAGUAUUCGUAUAAGAAUAAAUAUAUGUAUAAUUAAUAAGAAAUCAAUAGAUAGUAAAUUAAGUACAUCAGGCAAUUGUAUUUAAUUUAAUUCAAGGUACUCUUUAUACAAUAAUCAAUAUAUCGAACAUCAUUAUAUUAUUUGUGAACAAUUAUAACAAUUAUUAUAACAUACAAUUUUUUUUUUCACAGUAUUGUUAACAAUAAAUCCUUCUUUUUUUCCGCAUGAUUAAAUACUGAUUUUUUUUUCUCACCCCCACAUUUAACACCAAUAAUUAUUUUCAUUUACUUAAUAUUAAUUAUAAAUUAAUUGUCAU